Vairimorpha ceranae is the source of this 1401-nucleotide messenger RNA. RefSeq names its product amino acid peptide transporter. Bases 1 to 1401 code for a protein of 466 amino acids. Gene Ontology annotation, biological process: oligopeptide transport; transmembrane transport. NCBI's taxonomy places the organism in Eukaryota, Fungi, Microsporidia, Nosematidae. The record is from RefSeq and is a predicted model, not a curated record. The transcript has a single exon. Gene Ontology annotation, molecular function: transmembrane transporter activity. Gene Ontology annotation, cellular component: membrane.
AUGAUCAAGAAAACUAUUCCAUAUUUAAUUAUAGCUAAUGAGUUCUGUGAAAGAUACAGCUUUUACGCUUUAAAAACAGUUUUAUUCAGUUUUCUAAGAAAUGAAUUAAAUUUGUCGAACAAAUUGGCAAUUUUCGUUGUGCAUUUUUUCGUGUCGAUGUGCUACAUGUUUACAUUAUUCGGUGGAUUAAUUUCUGAUAUAUUUUUAGGAAAGUACAAAACAAUACUAUAUCUAAGUAUAGUCUAUUUUUUAGGUACAUUAUUGGUUGCUUUUAGUUCAUAUACAAAUAAACUAACAUAUUUAAUUUAUCUUGGUUUGGGGUUAAUUUCAUUUGGAACAGGUGGUAUUAAGCCUUGUGUUGCAGCAUUUGGAGGAGAUCAAAUUGGUGACAAUGGAGAUCAUAAAAAACUAAAUAAGUUUUUUAGUUUUUUUUAUUUUGCUAUAAAUAUGGGAAGUAUGAUAUCCACAUUUUUUGUGCCAAUUAUGGCUGAUGCUUCAUGCUUUGGUAAAGAAACAUGUUAUCCACUAGCUUUUGGAAGUUCAAGUUUCUUGCUUUUUAUUUCUAUUGUACUAUUUUUUUUAGGAUCAAAACAUUACAUUAAAAAAAGACCUAAUAAACAAAAACUUAUAGAUAUGUGCGGAAAAUUAAAAAACCUAUUUAAUUCAAAUAAAAACAACACCAAAAGCCUAGAUGAAGACAGUAUAGCAAAAGAAAUUUUUGAAAAACAAUCAAAAAAAUUUUGUUACAAAAACCUAUUUAAGUUGUUUUUGCCAGUUGCUUUUUUUUGGAUGCUUUACGAUCAACAGUCAUCUACUUGGGUUGAGCAAGGAUUUAAAAUGAGUACAAAAGCAGCGUUUUUUAACUCAGAAUUCAAAAUUCUUUCAUCGCAAAUGCAAACAUGGAAUUCUAUAUUUAUUUUAUGUUUUAUACCAUUAUUUUCGCAGUGCCUAUACCCUUUUAUUGAAUCUUUAGGUUUUAAAUUAACGCCAAUUAAAAAAAUGGCAAGCGGGAUUUUUUUAGCAUCUGUAAGUUUCUUGGUUUCGGCGAUUUUAGAACAUGCAAUUUUUUUAUCUAGCGCUUCAAAUAGCAAAAUAUGUAUUUUAUGGCAAUUACCUCAAUAUAUUUUAUUAACUGCAGGUGAAAUUUUGUUAAAUAUGACAGGUUUAGAAUUCGCAUAUUCAGAAGCACCUGACACAAUUAAAACGUCAAUAUUGGCUGCAUGGUUACUAACAGUCACUUUCGGAAAUUUUCUCGUAAUAAUAUAUUCUGCGCUUAGUAUAACAUCAUUUCUAAGUGUAAUAGAAUCCGAAACAUUUAAUUUUUUUAUUUAUUCAUUUUUAGGACUUAUUGCGGCUUUAUAUUUGUUUAAGUAUGAGGCUACUUACAUAAAAAAUAAAUAA